This is a messenger RNA of Zootoca vivipara (common lizard), 1589 nucleotides long. RefSeq names its product 2,4-dienoyl-CoA reductase 1 (gene DECR1). Lineage: Eukaryota; Metazoa; Chordata; Lepidosauria; Squamata; Lacertidae. Gene Ontology annotation, molecular function: 2,4-dienoyl-CoA reductase (NADPH) activity. The record is from RefSeq and is a predicted model, not a curated record. Gene Ontology annotation, biological process: fatty acid beta-oxidation. Gene Ontology annotation, cellular component: mitochondrion.
CCCAUGAUUCCUAGCUAACAGGACCAGUGGUCAGGGAAGAUGGGAAUUGUAGUCCAAAACAUCUGGAGGGCCGAAGUUUGGGGAUGCCUGGGCUAGUUCUUAAGAGAGCAGAAGUAGGAAAAUAGUUGAGACGCGGCCACUUCUGCGCCUGCUUGCUUGAAAAGGUUGGAUUGCUGACUCGGGGAUUGGAGGGGAAGCAGCUCUAGAUCAUUUCAAGCUCAUUGAUAAACCUGCGAGCAAUAAAUGGAUCGGCGCAGUGGCCGUUCAAUUUUUCCAAGCGAGGUGGGGCGUGGCUUCUCUGCCGAAGGGGCGUGGCCGAAGCGUGCGCGUUCCGUCGAGCCCAGCCCUUCAGCUGCUCCUUCCAACUCUGACGUCUUUGAGAGGGCGGGGCCUAGCGGAACGCCCUCUUCGGACAGGACUCAGAAGGGUGGGGGGAAGAUGGCGUUGGCGGCGGUGCUGCGUGUGUCGUGCGGAGUGCGGGCCAGGCUAGUCCCGCGGCUGCUUCCUUCACCUGUGCGGCUUUUAAGCCAUGGAACAAAAGUGAUGUAUCAAGCUGAUUGUGCCUUUGCACCUCUUCAGAAAGUGAUGCUGCCAUCGGAUACUUUUCAUGGCAAAGUGGCCUUUAUCACAGGAGGUGGCACUGGCCUUGGAAAAGGGAUGACGGCUGCUCUUUCUGCUUUGGGAGCAGAGUGUGUUAUAGCAAGCCGGAGACUUGAUGUAUUGAAACAAACCGCAGAAGAAAUUUCUUCUAAAACGGGAAAUAAGGUCCACGCAGUUCAGUGCGAUGUGAGAGAUCCAGCAUCUGUUAGCAAUGCAAUUUCUCAGUCAAUUGACGUGGCUGGACAUCCCAGUGUUAUAAUAAACAAUGCAGCUGGAAAUUUUGUAUCUCCUUCUGAACGCCUUUCUCCAAAUGCGUGGAGGACAAUCACAGAUAUUGUUCUUAACGGUACUGCCUAUAUAACUCUGGGAAUUGGAAAAGAACUGAUUAAAGCACGAAAAGGAGCAGCCUUUCUAGCCAUCACCACAAUUUAUGCAGAAAGUGGGUCUGGGUUUGUGUCGCCAAGCGCUUCUGCCAAAGCCGGCGUUGAAGGCCUGUGCAAGUCUCUUGCAGCGGAAUGGGGUAAAUAUGGCAUGAGAUUCAAUGUGAUUCAACCAGGCCCAAUAAAGACUAAGGGAGCUUUCAGCCGUUUGGACCCAACAGGUGUGUUUGAGAAAGAAAUGAUCCAAAGAAUUCCUUGUGGACGCCUGGGAACAAUAGAAGAGAUUGCCAAUCUUGCCACCUACCUCUGUAGUGAUUAUGCAAGUUGGAUUAACGGAGCAGUCAUUAGAAUGGAUGGUGGUGAAUACGUCUCUAUGGCAGGAGAGUUUAAUACCCUAAGCAAGGUUACCAGUGAAGAAUGGAAUAAGAUGGAAGAAAUGAUAAGGAAAACAAAAGGCUCAUAACUUUCUUUCAAACUAUAUUUUUAUUUAGAAAUUCAAGCACUAUAAAUUCCACUAAUGGUAGUAAUAAUUGACUGACUUUUAUAUGUUUUCAAGGCCGAACAAUUUUAAUUUACAUACAGCACAAUAUUAAAUGCUUUUAAAAUAAG